CUCUUAGAAAUAGUAAAAGAUAUCUUCUUUUACUUUUAAUUGUUCAAGUCAGGAGAAGAGAGUGUGGUUUCGUCUAAAAAGUACACGCAAUUGCCAGUGGCCAUGAGGGGAUCGGUUCUCUAAUACAAACCAAUCACCAGCCGAUCGCCCAACUUGUGCCCUUGAAAACAAACGCGUUUGUUUUUUAGGCCGCGAGUCGGGCGAUCGGUUUGUGCCACAAUGGUCGCUUUGAAUCCCCAAUUUGGCCUAACAAACUGAACCGAACCGAACCGAUCAUGCCAAUAGGCACUAGGUAUAACGCAAAGAUCGGGUUACCAGAAUAAGUAUAGAUAAUAAUGUAGAUUAUACCAUCUAUCUUUCUGUCACUGUUCCCAAAGUGUGUGACCCAGCCAUGGCCGCGAAGAAAACCAUUUUCAACAUCUGCGGCAACGCAAUGCGCCAAUGGUCUUGCUUGGGUCGUUGUGGUGUGUCCGAGAAUCUGCCGUGUAGCUGUGCCUCCACAUGUUUGCUCACCCGGACGUGCUGUAUGGAUUUCGCUGACCUUUGCUACUCGGAGCAGCAGAAGGCGAAACAGCAGCUGAAACAGUUCCCGGGCAUUGAAGCCACAUGCGAUAAGACCACAACAGCCUUCCUGGUGUCAAACUGCCCGGCCGAGGCGAGCGACGAGGAGAGACGACUGUGCGAAGAGACUGGGGAUUUCUUUGAGACCUUCAAGAUCGAUUCUCUCCCCGUGCAAGAUUUGCGGACGCAGUUUCACUUCAGAAAUGAGCACUGUUGGAGGUGUUGGAACGACUUUGGCUCUUUUGAGAUUUGGCAGAUGAAAAUCCCGAUGUCAUCUACCAGAAAGGCAGACUACGACGGCACGAGCAACAGUAUGCUCAGUUUCAUGAGGGACAACCGUCAGGAGGUCAUGUUCUCGCCUCAGCUGCCAAAUACCAUGCCUGUUUGCCUGGAGGACCACGCCGACCUUACAAUGAUAGCCAGUUGCCCUAGCUGUGCUAGUUCCGAGAUGACAAGGGAGUGUGUCGAGGGAAUAUACGCUCCAGUCAAGGAUGUGAACGAUUUACGGUUCUACAAGAAUCAUUUCUGCCUUCUCUGCAACAAUCUCAAGCCAGAAGCAGACAUUGACAAGCCUAUUUGUUCUGAUUAUUAUGCUGUAGAACUGACACAAAGGCAGGCUGGUUCUUUUUUUGUUUUCGUGAAGGCCACAUCCGACCAAAAGUUCGAGUUUACCCAAACCGUGAACAGAGUGGGAACUUACGUCUGGAACAAGGUCGCCUGCUCUGCUACUUCCGGUUCCUGUGAAACUGUCGAGUGCUCCGACCGUUCUAUCAAAGAAAAU
This is a messenger RNA of Aplysia californica (California sea hare), 1342 nucleotides long. RefSeq lists its product as uncharacterized. NCBI's taxonomy places the organism in Eukaryota, Metazoa, Mollusca, Gastropoda, Aplysiida, Aplysiidae. The record is from RefSeq and is a predicted model, not a curated record.